Molecule: messenger RNA, 543 nt
Organism: Staurois parvus
Lineage: Eukaryota; Metazoa; Chordata; Amphibia; Anura; Ranidae
Source: the annotation of a GenBank genome assembly
AUCACCUGGAAGGCUUCUCCAAGUCAAAUCACAGGCUACAGAAUUAAGCUUACUCCAAUGCUGGCAGGAAGUAAACCUCAGGCUGUGAAUGUUGGCCCUAAAACUACAAGCCACAUUCUGAAGGAUCUUUCCCCAGAUACAGAGUAUGAGAUUAAUGUAUUUGCAAUGAAAGAACUUACAGCGAGUGAGCCAAUCUCAACACUGGAAAAAACUCAGGCAGUGAAAAUAAGAGUGGAAUGUUCCGGUGGUGUGGAUAUAAAAGCUGAUGUUGUUCUCCUUGUUGAUGGCUCUUACAGUAUUGGUGUUGCCAACUUUGCUAAAGUCAGAGCCUUCUUGGAAGUGUUAGUAAAAAGCUUUGACAUCUCACCCAACAAAGUGCAGAUCAGUCUUGUACAGUACAGCAGAGAUCCAUUUACAGAGUUUGCACUGAACAAGUAUGACAAGAUUGAAGACAUUCUUCAUGCAAUAAAUACCUUUCCAUAUAGAGGGGGCUCUACAAACACUGGCAAGGCCAUGACUUAUGUCAGAGAAAAAGUAUUUGUC